ACUCAAGUUUGCUUCGGUUGUUGCUUAGCUGGACCAUCAUGGCCAAUUUUGGGGAGAUUUUAGAAGCUAUUGGAGAUUUUGGACUCUUUCAAAAGCUUCUGUUGUUUGCUUUGUGCUUUCCAAAUCUCAUAUUGCCUUUUCAGUUAUCCAGCCUUGUGUUCAACCAUGCAGACACCAACCAUCACUGCAACACUGACUGGAUCCUUAAGGUUGGUCCCAAUCUGACGAAAGAAGAGCAGCUCAACCUGACUCUGCCCAGGCUCUCGGAUGGCUCUUUUAAUCCUUGUCAAAUGUACGUGCCGGUGGAUUGGAAUCUGUCUGCUAUAUGGGAAUAUGGGCUUAAUCAAACCACUACUUGUACUGAUGGAUGGGUGCAUAAUGAUACUAUUUAUGAGGCAACCAUUGUCACUGAUUUUGACCUUGUUUGUGAAAAUGUUAAUAUAUUUCGGGGCGCUCAAACUGUUUUCUUCGCUGGAGUGCUGGUUGGAGCUAUACUUUUUGGGCCUUUUUCAGAAUCGUUUGGCCGUAAACGAGCUACACAGAUUCCUAUGGUGCUGAUGCUCAUAUUUACAGUGGUGACUGGUCUCUCUCCCAACUUUUACGUGUACCUUGUGUCCCAGUUCAUUAAUGGCAUUGGCCUUGGAGGAUUUCGGAUCAACAGUAUUAUCCUUGCCUGCGAGUGGAUUGGAGUCGCUCAGAGAUCAUAUGCAGCAUGUCUCAGUCAGGUCCUGGCCGCUUUAGGACAGGUCAUGUUUCUUGCUGUUGUGUAUUUUGUCAGGGACUGGAGGUUGGACCAGUUCAUAAUGGCUGGUCCGAUUGCAACUGUGGUCAUCUACAUAUGGUUUCUACCAGAGUCUGCCAGAUGGCUUCUUGACCGUGGACGAAAUAAAGAUGCGAAAAAACUCAUUCAGAAGGCAGCGGCGGUCAACAAACGUGCAGUUCCUGAAUCAUUAGUGGAGGAGGUCCUAAAAGAAAAGCCUGUUGAAAAAGGAGGUAUAAAAAUUCUUUUUAGAUCCCGUGUGCUCAGGAAAUAUUUCUUAGCCAUCACCUUUGCAUGGUGUGCUUUAAAUCUAGCCUACUACAGCAUGUCUCUGAACGUGGGGAAGUUUGGUCUUGAUAUUUUUCUCACUCAGCUGAUAUUCGGCUUGUCUGAGAUCCCCGUUCACUUCCUCUGCAUGUGGUCUCUGGAGGUGGUUGGCAGGAAGCCGUCUCUGAUCUUCUCUCUCGUGUUGGGAGGGUCUCUCUGUCUCCUGACUGUCGCAGUUCCUCAAAAUAGCUCUAUCGCCAUCGCUGUUCUUGCCACAUGUGGAAGGUUCCUUAUGAACGCAGCAGGCAGUGUUUGCAAUGUUUAUUUUCAAGAACUGUUCCCCACGUCUAUUCGUCAGACAGCCACAGGUCUGGGCUCCACUGCUGCACGAGCCGCGAGUAUGCUGUCUCCUGUGGUGAACAUGUUGGAAAUGUUCCACUUCUCUAUCCCCAUGGUGGUGAUCUCCAGCCUGGCAUUAGCAAGUGGGGCAACGGCCUUCCUGCUGCCUGAGACCAGACGCACUGAACUGCCUGCUUCCACUGAGGAGGCAGAGGGCAAGAGUCUUCCCGAGGCCCUCAGACUAUGCAGAGUCACUGAUUCGAUCCAAGACCAGCAACGAGAUGAUCCCAAGGUUUCCAUAUCCUGGACCAGGCCGCAGCUACUGUGGUGGUCAUGGAGGAGUGGAGAACAUGAGACUGAUUCCUGUGAUGCUCCAGAGACAGACGAGUCUUCGCUGAGGCCAGCUUCCAGCCUCCGCCGCUGAGACUGCAGCUCUGCACAAGACGUUUGGCCAGCGGAGAAAUUAAAAUGGUUGUGCCCGACUGAGCCUGGUUUCUCUCAAGGUUUUUUUUCUUCACUUUCGCCAAUUAGUGAAGGUUUUUUCCCUCUCCGCUGUCGCCACUAGCUUGCAUGGUUUGGGAUCUGUAGAGCUGCGCAUCGUUGGAUUUGCUCUUCGGUAUUUGGACUCUCAGUAGUGAUUAUUAACCACACUGAACUGAGCUAAACUGAACUGAACUACACUGUUCCUAUUUACUAUGACCUUUUAUGUGAAGCUGCUUUGACACAAUCUACAUUGUAUAAGCGCUAUACAAAUAAAGGUGAAUUGAAUUGAAUUGAAUUAGCAGAAGCCCUUUCAGAAACAAUCUUUCUUUUUCAUGCAUACAAGGCCACGUUGGUCGUUCAAAAAGAAGUUCAGGUUGAUGCAGAGUUUGCCUGAUGACUUCUCUCUGUCAGCAGUAGAUCUGUAUGUUUCACGUGUGCGUGCGAGUGACGUACUGUAUCUGUUUGCUUAAAGAGACUCCACAGAAAAUCAAAUUUAAAUUUGUUGACAGACAGUUUGAGAUACCUGUCAUAAUUAAGUUAUUUGUUGGUCCGACAACAUUUAAUUGGAUGAACAUUUUUUUGUUUUAUGCCCUAUCCAGAAUAUAUAAAUACAUAUAAGUACAUUUAGAUCAUUUACUUUAAUCAUUACUAUUGGAAUCUGAAGAGACUUUCAACCAGCACAACAAAUGUUUCUGAUGACAAUCACCUACUGCACCUACUCACAUCAAAGACCAUAACAAUAAAAAUGUAGUUCUAAAAAUAAAAGAUUAAACCAAACUAUAACAGUAAAACUGGAACAUCAUGUAAGGAACAUCAUGUAAGGAAUCACAUUUACUGUAGGGACUAAAAAUGAUAAAACUUUUUAUGCACUUUGGCUAUUCAUUUACAUGACAACAGCAUUAUAGGGACAAGAAACAAGAUGUAAAAAAAAACCUCAUUAUUAUGUCUGUCUAAACUGCAAAAUUGCUUUUGUGUAAUAGUGACAACAUGCGCAUGUGUAUUAUUUAGAGUGUUCAUUCAGCGUUAUCUUGUGCACUAAUAUUGUUAUCAUUCUUAAAGUCUUUUGUUAACUAUUUCAAAAAGCAAACAUUUAGUUAUCUUUUACCAAGUUAAAGUAACACAUUAUCCCCUCUAUUUUCCCACAGGAAACCGAGAAUGACUAGUCCUGCAACUAGGGAUCGUGAAGACACCAAAGUAACCAAGUUAUAACAUCUUCUUGAAAAAAAUGGCAGUUAUUUGUUUUCGAUUUAAGAUUUUACAGUCACGAGUGCUGCAGUGUAUUUGCCAUUCAUCAACACAUGUAACAUUUGUAGAUUUGGUGUUUUGUAAAUAUGUAAAAUAAUAUGCAAU
Messenger RNA from Danio aesculapii, 3199 nucleotides. It is a transcript of the gene slc22a13a, whose product is annotated as solute carrier family 22 member 13a. The record is from RefSeq and is a predicted model, not a curated record. The coding region runs from base 39 to 1790 and encodes 583 amino acids. Lineage: Eukaryota; Metazoa; Chordata; Actinopteri; Cypriniformes; Danionidae. The transcript is spliced from 10 exons. Gene Ontology annotation, cellular component: membrane. Gene Ontology annotation, biological process: transmembrane transport. Gene Ontology annotation, molecular function: transmembrane transporter activity.